Rosa chinensis is the source of this 1080-nucleotide messenger RNA. RefSeq names its product probable FBD-associated F-box protein At1g32375. The transcript has a single exon. The coding region runs from base 1 to 1080 and encodes 359 amino acids. Lineage: Eukaryota; Viridiplantae; Streptophyta; Magnoliopsida; Rosales; Rosaceae. The record is from RefSeq and is a predicted model, not a curated record.
AUGAGGCAUAAAAUAGUUGAACUUGAUCUUCAUAUAUUUGAUCAGAAUGGUCCUAGAAGGUUGGGAGACCUUCAAUUGCCUGUGAGCCUUUUCACAUGCAAAACUCUUGUGGCUUUGAAGGUGAGUUCAAAUUGUAUGAACCUUGCUCCUCCUCCUUCGGCAUCAGCUUGUUUUCCAAGUCUCAAGUCCCUCCACUAUAGACUUGGUUGGCCUGAUAGUGCCUCAAUGUUUGAAAUGCUCGCUUCCAAGUGUCCUGUGCUUGAAGACUUGACCAUCGAUGUAUGUAGAAUUGGAAAUGUCUAUACUCUAAAUUUCCCUGCAGCAGAAUUGAAAACGUUUAGAAUUCUAGGUAGCUUAAUGGCUGCGGAUAAGUACAGGUUUUCUAUCAAUGCCCCAAAGCUUGAAAACCUUGUCGUCUCAGGUCAACUUGGUUUAUCAAAUUACUACUUUUCGAACAAUGCAAAAGCCAUGGUCAAAGCUGAGAUCCAUUUAAUCCAUGGUUGUAGCGGAGAGAAUAUUUAUCGUGUUGAAAGCGCACCUCCCUUGCUAGAAGGAGUCUCUGGUGUUAAAUAUUUGUCUCUUUUAACUCCUGUGUUUUCGGCACGUUCUCUGCCUUCCUUCGAUAAUUUGAAGCAUUUGAAGGUUGGCCUGUUUCGUUGCUCUUAUUGGGGAUAUGUAAUCGCGCUGCUCAAGAGAUCACCAAAUCUGGAAGAUAUUGUUUUGGAUAUUUGGACUUGGACAUGGGGUAAACAAGAAUAUGUGAAAGGGUACCGGCCCUUCAAUCCACCAGAGGUUGUUCCUAUUUGUGUUUCCUCGCACCUCAGGACCAUUUCUAUCAUUAAUUUCAUGGGAUAUGAUGAUGAGUUUGAAGUGGUCAAAUAUUUGUUGCAGUAUAGUGAAGUUCUUAGGAGGUUAACUAUUUCAACCCGUGAGAGUUAUCUUUUUAAGACUCGUCGAAUGACAGCAGAGAAGUUGCAUAAGAAAGCUUUGAAGUUUCAAAAAUGCUCCAAGACUUGUGAGAUUGAAAUAAUUAUCAACUGCGAGACUGACCGGCACAAAAACUGUAGUUGUCAUUUGUGA